AUGGCUGCAAAAGAAAAGAAAUUUGAUAACAAGUUGAAAGCUUUGGAAGCUAAGUUGAGCAAUGAGAAAAUAUUGAAUGAAGCAUUAAGCCAGGAAGUCACUAUGCUGAAGAUGCGAGAGGAAGAACUUGCUUUAUCGGUUGCUGAGGACAAAACGGCAAUUAAUUCCGAAUUGGAAAGUAAAGAAAGUGAAGUACGUCAAUUGAAGGAGCAACUCGAAAGCAAUAAGAAGAAUAUGGAAGAAGUGUUGAUAAAUAGAGAGAUCUUAAGGAAUCAAGUCAACGAUCUGCAGGACAUCGAAGUACUGCAGCGGCAAAUUUUCGAACUGCAAGCCACCAACGAUCGGCUGGACAAGAGCAAAAAGAAUAUCCAAUCGGAGCUGGAGGAUGCCACCAUCGAGCUGGAGACGCAGUGUACUAAGGUGCUAGACUUGGAAAAGAAGCAGAAGAACUUCGACAAAGUUCUCGCCGAGGAGAAGGCCGUCAGCGAGCAGCAUGUCCAGGAAAGGGAUGCCGCCGAGCGGGAAGCUCGUGAAAAGGAAACCAAGGUGUUGUCGUUGACGCGGGAGCGUGACGAAGCGUACGAGAAGAUCGAGGACCUGGAAACGAAACGGAAAGCACUGCAGAACGAGUUGGAGUCGAAGUUUAUGGAAUUCGAGCAAAAGACUUUGGAUUUGGAAAAGGAGAACCAUCACAUGAAAACGGUUAUCAUUAAUUUAGAGCAAGAAAAAAGUGAUAUUUCUUCAAAGUUUGUGGGAUUCGAACGAAAGAUUUUGAAUCUGGAAAUGGAGAAUUACCGUAUGGAGACGGUUAUUAUCAAUUUAGAGCAAGAGAAGAAUGACCAAUCUUCGAAGUUUAUGGAUUUCGAGCGAAAUAUUGUGGAUCUGGAAAAAGAAAACCAUCGUAUGAAAACGGUUAUCAUCAAGCUGGAGCAACAGAAGAGCGAUCUUACUAAAAAAUGGACAGAAUGUAUUGAUAAUUCUGAAAAGCGACUCAAUGAAAAGGAUACGUUAUCAAAUAAAGUUCAAGCACAAGAAGAAAAUACAAAAUGUUUCAGUAGCUAUGAAAAAGUUACAAGUUUUAAUGGUCCAAGUGAUAUUUUUUGCGUAAUUAAGGAGAAAACACAGAACAAAUUGACCUCAACGCUGAAGCAGUUAAAGAAAGCCCAUGCGGAGAAAGCUAUGAGCGAAAACUGCAAUACUAAAACUCGGUUGAAAUUGCAACAGCUACAAGAAACUACCAAUGAUAACGAGAACUUUUUUCAAGAACCCCAAAGCCAAAUCAAACAACAAGAAAGUGCUCAUGCCAAAGAGGAAGCAACUAUUGCGAGUCUCGCAAAACGGAAUUACUUCGAACCACUCGACAAUCUUUUAAACGAGAUAGAUUCACUACGAGAGUGUGUCUUUUCGGAAAACUAUGAGUGCCUAACGGAACUCCUGUGGGAUGACCACGGUUGA
This is a messenger RNA of Aedes albopictus (Asian tiger mosquito), 1455 nucleotides long. Its product is annotated as myosin heavy chain, non-muscle-like. Gene Ontology annotation, cellular component: myosin II complex; cytoplasm; myosin filament. Lineage: Eukaryota; Metazoa; Arthropoda; Insecta; Diptera; Culicidae. The record is from RefSeq and is a predicted model, not a curated record. Gene Ontology annotation, molecular function: actin filament binding; microfilament motor activity. The transcript has a single exon. The coding region runs from base 1 to 1455 and encodes 484 amino acids.